AUGAUUGGUUUGGUGUCAGUGAAACAUACGGUCAGCGAUUGCCGUAACAUUCGUGACAUCGACCCGUGUGUAUGUUUGAACAAUCGGUUGGUGCCAAACAAAAUCAGUAUCAAUUGUGUGGGCGACAGUAUCGACGACUAUAACAUCGACACUAUACUGGAUCAGCUGAAUCAACAGCUGUUGACAAAUCCCGAACUAAUAUUGGAUUCAUUUCGGUUGACCAAAACAUCGGUAACAGUCAUCGAUGACAACUAUUUCGGUGUAUUGCCGUUUGUCGACAUCGAAAUCACUGACAAUCCGUAUCUACGAUUUGACAACUUUACCGAUUCGUCGCUGUUGGCCGCGGCGUCGUCUACACUGAAGAUGUUCUACGCGGCCAGCAAUGACCUGAUAGCCGACGGCGUCGAUGGUAGCGAACUAUUGAAAGUGUUCAACUCGUUUGCUAGUCUCGAGUCGCUAACACUCAAAGAUAUCGGUAUCGAUCGGAUCGCACGCAAUACGUUUGACAAUCAGCUACAGGUGCGACUCCGGUUCAUUGACCUAUCAGACAAUCGGAUCAGUCAUAUCGAUGAGUACGCCUUCUUCGAGCUACGGAAUCUACGGUCACUGAAACUCGAUAACAACAGUCUGGUAACACUUGCAGCCAACUCACUGGCUAUACGAUUGCCAUCGCCGGUACCGAUGUUACUGUCGCUCAAUGCAAAUCGUUUAUCAGCCGCACAGUUGUCGCCGAUAGUGUUUGACAAUCUUCAGCGACCAUUGAUUUUAUUAAUCAAAUCCAAUCAAUUGGAUUACUUUCCCGAAUCGGUUUUCCGUCAAUUCAUCGAAUCCGAUGACAACUAUUUUGUGGACGUCGGCGACAAUCAGUUUGUAUGCGAUUGUCAACGACAUCGUUGGCUAUUUCUAAUGAAACCUCAUCUCAGGUCAAAGGUUAUCAAUAUGUACUGUAAUUCUGCGUACAGUAUAUGGCAUUAUGAAGAUGUGGCCGAAACUAAUUGCUUUUGA
This is a messenger RNA of Oppia nitens, 1005 nucleotides long. RefSeq lists its product as uncharacterized. The record is from RefSeq and is a predicted model, not a curated record. Gene Ontology annotation, molecular function: protein binding. The transcript has a single exon. Lineage: Eukaryota; Metazoa; Arthropoda; Arachnida; Sarcoptiformes; Oppiidae. Bases 1 to 1005 code for a protein of 334 amino acids.